Molecule: messenger RNA, 2052 nt
Organism: Cercospora beticola
Lineage: Eukaryota; Fungi; Ascomycota; Dothideomycetes; Mycosphaerellales; Mycosphaerellaceae
Molecular function (GO): 1-alkyl-2-acetylglycerophosphocholine esterase activity
Source: RefSeq, a predicted model, not a curated record
GUCGAGGAUGACAUUUCACACGAACGUGUGUCAGGCCAGGCACCCUCAUCACUCCUAAUUUAAAUUCCAGCUUCCCAUGUCAUCCGCAUAAUAUCAGGGGCAGCAUGCCAGCGGACACCACUUAUCACGAUGAUGAUUUCGAGUUAGCCCCUUACGAGGACGAAAGUGUGAGCGGGACCAUCUACACCGACGAUCCGGACCUUCCGCUGCCUUUGCCAGAACACGAUACGAGAGCUUCCACAGAACACUUUGGUCGUGAGCCAAGGUGGUUACAGAAUACUCCUCACUGGACGAGAAAUUUCUUUCGACGAGCGACCAGCAGGAUGGAUACUCUCAGGCCCAGAUGGCUGGAAGCCCGGUCAUCAUCUUCAUUUUGGGAUUGGGUCGGGGAUCUGCUCCGACCUAGAUUCACGAUUGGAUACGUUGUAUGCUGUAUCGUCCUUCUCUACGUACUAUACUGCUACGCAUUCUGGACGCCACUUUUUGCUUCAAAUUUACCGAAAUAUACUGGGCCGUACUCUGUGGGUGCCAUUGAUGUCGAAGUUCCAGUCCGCGAACCUCGGAAAAUCAACGAUACGGUCUUCAAGCACAAUGGAGAACCUGCUUUUGCGCUGGAUACGGUCCUUUUUACGCUCUAUUACCCAACUGCGCAUGAUUCUAUGAGUUCGAGGCCAAGACAUAAAUGGUUUCCGAAACCGAUGAGCUUGAUUGCGGAAGGGUAUGCGACUGCAGCACAUUUCAAUAAUUUCUUUUCCCGGCCACUCUUCACAUUUGCGUUAUGGGGGCUUGCGAGCUCAAUAGAUAUUCCGGCCAAGGUGGAUGUUCCUUUACUGGACGAUGAGGAGGUCUCGCGUAUGCCUGUGGUUGUGCUGAGCCAUGGCGAUGUGAGUUCGAGGACGGAUUAUACAGCUUAUUGCGGCGAGCUGGCAAGCAGAGGGAUUGUGGUUGCGACCAUAGAGCAUCGAGAUGGCAGCUGUCCUGGAUCUAUGGUGCAUCUACCAAAUGGAAAGAAGAAGAAAGUACUGCUCUCCCGAGCUGAUCAAUUGAAGCCAGAGCUUCUAGGCGUGGGAGUCACCAACGACGACUGGAGAUUCCAGAAACUUGCCUUCCGUGAUGCUGAAAUACAAGAAACCAUUUCAGUUCUCCGUGAUCUGGAAUCUGGAAACGGUCAACAGAUUUUUAAGAAUAACUACAGAAACGAAGGAAAAGAUCUAGAAGACUGGCUUAAUCGUCUGGAUCUGUCACAGGUCAUCCUGGCGGGCCACAGUUUUGGUGCCACAGGAGCGCUUCAAGCUCUACAAACCGCCAAUAAAACUUCUGAUAGAGAGAUCCGAUUCGAGAACCCUGCUGUCGGCGGCAUCAUUUUCGAUCCAGGCAAAUCUUCAGGAAAGCUGAAUACGGACAUCGAUGUCCCUUUACUCAUCGUACACUCCGACUCCUGGUCCAAAACCUUCAGCAUCUUCUACGGCCGCCCACAUUUCGACACUGUCCGCGAUCUCGCACGCGACGUACUCCAACGCUGUGGUGCAACAUGGUUCAUGACGAGUCUCAAAACUUCGCACCCGAGCGUUACUGACGCUCCUUUGAUUGAGCCUUGGCUUCUCUCAUGGACUACUGGAGCGACGAUCAAUGUCAGAGAAGGUCUGAAGCAGUAUGUGCGGGUUAGCAUGGAGUUUAUUGAGUAUCUUAAGACCCGGAAACAGACUGGGUUGUUGGAUAUCGGUGUGACUCAUGUUUCGUAUGGGAAUGAUACGAGAUCUGAGGAACAGAAGGAGAAGAUUGCGAAGAAGGAUAUGAAGUUCUGGCAGGUUCAUGUUGCGCCUGAGGCGGCGAGUUUUGAGCCGGGGAGUGAUGAGGCGAAAUGAUAUCGAUGAUGAUGAGUCUUAGCGAGUACGCAUGUAGCGAUGCUUCCAUGUCGCGUCUUUCUGCGUUCUUCCAGUGCAUCAUUGAAUAUCAAACACCAUAGACUACAGUAUCUUUCGACUGACGAGACGGAAGCAGAAGCAUUGAGCACGGACCAGCAGUUGUCACGACAACACAAAUUUACCGACA